Messenger RNA from Camelina sativa (false flax), 1630 nucleotides. Its product is annotated as F-box/LRR-repeat protein At3g59210-like. The record is from RefSeq and is a predicted model, not a curated record. Gene Ontology annotation, molecular function: protein binding. Lineage: Eukaryota; Viridiplantae; Streptophyta; Magnoliopsida; Brassicales; Brassicaceae.
UCAUUCAACGAAGAGACCAUUAGAAUUUAGAGAGAUGAACAGAGAUAAAUGUCAAAGGAGGAAGAAAAGUGAUGAUGAAGAAGGAGAUGCAAUCAGCAGACUACCAGAGGAUCUACUUCUUCACAUCUUGUCUCUCCUUCCGACAAGAGAGGCAGCUUUGACAUCUGUUCUGUCCAAGAGAUGGCGAGAUUUGUUUACACUGCUGCAACCAGAUAGUUAUGAUUUUGAUGACUCCGUCUUUAUGCCUUGUCUAAGUCCCGAAGAAUGCCCAAGGACUAGUUUCAGAGAGUUUGUAAACAGAGUUCUUUCUCGUCAACCCAAUUCCCCCAUUACCAAAUUCUCUCUCACAUGCCAUCAGGGUGUUGACAAAGAUCUUGUUGCGGAUUGGACACGCAUAGCUCUGACACGUGGAGCAACAGAUCUUACUUUAAUAGUGCUCUUCCCUGCUUCACGAAUAUAUUCACUGCCUUCUAGUAUCUUCUUCUAUAGCCGUAACUUGAUUAAGCUAAAACUAGGAUGUGGGAGACUUGGUAUCAUCCACCACAAUCUAUUUUGGGGAGACUUUAUCUUUACCAAUCUUAGAACUCUGCAUCUUGAUUCUAUUGACCUUGGUCGAAGCUGUGAGAGUUUUGCUCACCUUAUAUCCAGAUGCCCUAUGCUUGAGGAGUUGAUCGUGAAUUGUAUAAGAUGGCACCACUGGAACUCUGCAUCAGUGUGUUCCCUUACCCUCAAGACACUAACUAUUGAUUGUGAACAUUACCUACCAUCCAUGAAUAGUUUUGUAUUCAAGAAACGUCGAGGGAAGCUGGCAUCCGGUAACGACGUGUUUGUUGACCCUCCGGAUGCACGCUCUGAAUUCGGCAGUCGGAGCCCUCACGAUAUUUCCUUUGAUACUCCAAACCUCCUCUACUUAAACUACUCAGAUUUUGUUGCCCGCAACUAUCCGCUUGUCAAAUUGGAUUCCCUUGUCGAAGCUAGGCUAGAUGUUGGAUCGAAUAGAAGGCAGAUGCAUGCACGAGAUUCGGUCGAACUUAGAGUUCGUUGGGAUGCCACCAAUCUUAUCAUGGGGAUACAAAAUGUUCAAACCCUUCACUUAACUUCUGCUACAAUUGAGGCGAUUGAAGACUUCUGUAAGACCGUACCUGUAUUCAACAACCUUAAUCAUCUAUCAAUUGAAAGUGACGAUGAACGAGGAUGGCAAGCCUUGCCUCUCUUGCUCAUCAACUGCCCCAGUCUACAUACUCUCGUCUUCCAUGGUCUCCACCACCGUGUUUCUGAUGGUUGUGGCGAUGCUUGUGACUGCAUUCCUCCUCCUCCUUCUUCUUCUUCUUGUUUAUCAUCGUGUCCUGUGAAGAUCCUGAAGAUAUUGGACUUUGGUGCAACCUGUGGAGAGAUGUCAUUAGUCGAGCAUUUCCUCAAGAAGUUGCCACGGCUUGAACAAGUGAUCAUCGUACUACUACAUUGUGAUUCCUUCAUAGAGGAGGGAUGUGAUCGUUUUGAAGUCUCCAAGGCACUGGAGAUGGCCCCGAGAGCUUCACCAAACUGCAAGCUCAAGGUUGUUAAUAAUUAGUUCCGAUCAAUCUCUCGGUAGCCAAUAUAAUACAUACGUUGUUGUUUCUUUAAAUCCAUU